Molecule: messenger RNA, 1934 nt
Organism: Papaver somniferum (opium poppy)
Lineage: Eukaryota; Viridiplantae; Streptophyta; Magnoliopsida; Ranunculales; Papaveraceae
Product: protein NETWORKED 4A-like
Exons: 3
Coding region: 278-1783 (501 amino acids)
Cellular component (GO): vacuolar membrane
Molecular function (GO): actin binding
Source: RefSeq, a predicted model, not a curated record
CUGUCUAGGCAUUGACUAGUCCAUAGAUAAGAUAAAUAAAUAAUUGCACACACAUCAUGCCUUCACAUUUUACCCAUAACAGGCACAGAAGGAUCAAGGAAGGAAGAAACUGAAUUAUAGAAUAAGAGUCCAUUCUUCAACUGCCUCUAAGAAGUUUUGGAGGAAGAAGAAGAAGAUGGAUGUGGGUGCUUAUUGAUCCCAACUUUGGCAAGUACUGCUCUGCAAAUUUAUUAGCUGUUAUUACCUUGUCCUGCUGGUCAAUUCUGGGGGCAAAAUCAUGUCUAAGAAAACACUGAAGAGGUUAGAAUCGAAGAAAUCGCAUUCUUGGUGGUUUGAUAGUCAUAUCAUCCCUAAAUCCAACAAAUGGCUUGCAGACAAUUUACAAGAGAUGGACCUGAGCGUCAAGCGAAUGCUGAAACUGAUUGAAGAGGAUGGAGACUCCUUUGCAAAGAAGGCUGAGAUGUACUAUGAGAAAAGGCCUGAAUUGAUCUCUCAAGUGGAGGAGUUUUAUCGAAUGUAUCGUGCAUUGGCGGAGCGCUAUGGUAACCUGACUAAGGAGUUGCGCAAGAACAUUCCACCCAAUCAGCUCCAAAGUCAGACUUCAGGCAUCUCUGAUGCAGGAUCCGAGUCUGGACCUCCUAUGCAUUUUGGUGCUGAGCGGAAACAUACUCGCCGUAAGUCCGUGGCCAGAGCUGCUGGUUUUGACGUCUUUCUUGGAUCUCGUGGAGGCAGCUCUGAGAAGGCAGAAUCAGAUGAUUCUUCAUUGUCUCCGUCAGACUCUGAAACAGAAUCUGAAAGCAUUGCUUCAUCUAAGAUUACUUACUCCGAUUCACUAGCAGCCAGUGCUGAUGACUUGGGCCUGAGUCAGAGGAUUAUUGAGCUGGAGGCCGAGCUCCGUGACGUGAAACUGAAGCUUCAGAUGGCAGAGGAAGAGAAUUCUUCUAUCACUGCCUCAAUGGCUUCUCAUGACAAUGGAGACUACGAAAAGCUUCUUGGCAGAAUCCAAUGGUACGAGGAAGAAUUGAAUGUUGCAAAUGCAAAGCUUCAUUGUGCUGAAGAAGAGAUCCAGAGAAUAACAAACCUCAAAACUGAGAAUGAGACAACUGAUGCAUUGUCUACUGAGACAACGCAGGUGUUGGAACUGCAAGAAAAUAUUGCAAAAUUAACGCUUGAUCUUGAGAAAAGCAAAUCUGCUGAAGCAGCCAUGGAUAAUGUUUUGGAAGAGACCAGGGUCAGUAACGAAAAGCUUCGUCUUUCAGAAGAAGAGGUAUCAAGGUUGAAACUUGAACUGCAAAUGGCCAAGUCUUCUUCAAGAGAUAUCGAUGUCUGUAUGCCAGAACAGAAAGAUCCGAAUGUAGAAAAUCUUAAUACAGAAAUUCAAGAACUGAAACUAGCCAUCUCUGAUGCUGAGUUGAAAUUUAGCACUGAGAAAUCUCAACUACAGAAGGUCAUAUCAGAUUUGGAAGAAGAUCGAAGGGAACUAGAGACGAAGCUGAAGAACUUAGAGUCAAGCAUUCAAACACUAAUAGAUGAUGGUAAGAGGGUUGAACAAGAAAAGAUAGAAUUUCAAGUUCUACAGGCGAAUCGUGAAAAAGAGAUAAGCAGCGAAAUGGAAAGAUGGAAACUGAAUAUUGAGACCUUGACAGCAGAGAGAGACAACCUCCUGAAUGGAAAGGCACGGAAUUCAUUCACGGUCAAUGUGGGAUCUAGAGACGCAGAUAGACUCCGUGAGAUGGAAGAUCGUCUGAAAAUGUUACAAGGCAUUAAAUGGUUGCUUGUAUAAAACGUCGAAAGACGUUAGUGAUUGCCAUGUUUUUCAUAUUGAAGCUACAAAAUCCAAUUUCUUUGUUUUUGUAUUUUAUUCAUGAAUGGAUCAUUUGUAAGCAUAUGCAUUGUUGAUUACAGAAAACAUAAGUGCAGUUUACAGUUCUUAA